CAAAGAGAGGAUCUUACUCUCCACAUUGGGCUGGGGACGGUGGAGACUUGGAGGCGCUGGGGCAGCCCUGCCCUGAGAGACACCUGUGUCACCUCCGACUCCUGCCUCUGGGUCCCCACCUGACCAUGUCCCUGGCUGAGGCCAUCAGCCUCUGGAAUGAAGGCGUGCUGGCAGCUGACCAGAAGGACUGGGACGGCGCGCUGCGGGCCUUCAGCGCCGUCCAGGACCCCCACGCCAGGCUUUGCUUCAACAUGGGCUGUGUGCACACCAUUCUGGAAAACUUGCCCCAGGCAGAGCAGGCCUUCACCAAAAGCAUUAAUCGAGACAAGCACUUGGCCGUAGCCUACUUCCAGCGAGGAAUGCUCUACUACCGGAUGGAGAAGUACGACUUAGCUAUUAAGGAUCUUAAAGAGGCCUUGACUCAGCUUCGAGGGAACCAGCUAAUCGACUACAAGAUCCUGGGGCUGCAGUUCAAGCUGUUUGCCUGUGAGGUGUUAUAUAAUAUUGCACUCAUGUAUGCCAAGAAGGAGGAAUGGAAGAAGGCUGAAGAGCAGUUAGCAUUGGCAACAAACAUGAAGUCUGAGCCCAGGCACUCCAAAAUCGACAAAGCCAUGGAAAGUGUCUGGAAACAAAAGCUGUAUGAGCCUGUGGUGAUCCCUGUGGGUAGGCUCUUCCAGCCAAAUGAGAGACAGGUGGCUCAGCUGGCCAAGAAGGAUUACCUUGGGAAGGCCACGGUCGUGGCGUCUGUGGUGCAUCAGGACAACUUCUCUGGGUUUGCCCCUCUGCAGCCACAGGCAGCGGAACCUCCACCCAGACCUAAAACCCCCGAGAUCUUCAGGACUCUGGAAGGGGAGGCCCACCGCGUCCUGUUCGGGUUUGUGCCUGAGACAGCAGAGGAGCUGCAAGUGAUGCCAGGCAACAUCGUGUUCGUCUUGAAGAAGGGCAAUGAUAACUGGGCCACGGUCAUGUUCAAUGGGCAGAAAGGGCUUGUUCCCUGCAACUACCUGGAACCGGUUGAGCUGCGGAUCCACCCCCAGCAGCAGCCCCAGGAGGAAAGCUCCCUGGAAUCUGACAUCCCGCUUCCUCCCACUUCCGCUGCCCCCGGAAGACCCCAGUUGUUACCAGGUCAAAAACAAAAAGAAGAGCCCAAGGAAGUGAAGCUCAGUGUGCCCAGCUCCUAUACUCUCAAGGUGCACUACAAGUACACGGUGCUCAUGGAGACUCAGCCUGGACUCCCCUUCCGCCAGGUCAGGGACAUGGUGUCUAAGAAACUGGAGCUCUUGACAGAACACACUAAGCUGAGCUACCGGCCCAGGGACAGCACUGAGUUGGUGCUUCUUUCAGAAAACAGCAUGAAGGAUGCCUGGGGCCAAGUGAGAAACUACUGCCUGACUCUCUGGUGCGAGAACACAGUGGGUGACCAAGGCUUUUUAGAUGAAGAAUCUAAUGCUAAUAACCAGACAUCAGAACCUCAGUUUAAAGAAGGGGACCAAGUGGUGGCACUCUACAGUUACGAGGCUACCCAGCCAGAGGACCUGGACUUUCUGGAAGGAGAUGUAAUCCUGGUGCUAUCAAAGGUGAAUGAAGAGUGGCUGGAAGGGGAGUGUAAAGGGAAAUUUGGCAUUUUCCCUAAAGCCUUUGUUAAAGAAUGUGCGGCCAUAGACCCAGAAGGCACUCCUGGCAUCUAGAAUGCCUGUCCUGUUGAUUACCUGUUUGCAAGAUUUACCACUUCUGUGCUGAAAACCCUACUGAAACAGCAGUCUUCAAGUGCGAACUUAAAGGUCUCACUCUGGCCCAGGCUGACCUGGAAUUCACUAUGUACUCUCAGGGUGGCCUUGAACUCAGUGAUCCACCUACCUCUGCUUCCUGAGUGC
Molecule: messenger RNA, 1874 nt
Organism: Jaculus jaculus (lesser Egyptian jerboa)
Lineage: Eukaryota; Metazoa; Chordata; Mammalia; Rodentia; Dipodidae
Gene: Ncf2
Product: neutrophil cytosolic factor 2
Exons: 15
Coding region: 126-1688 (520 amino acids)
Biological process (GO): phagocytosis; superoxide anion generation; respiratory burst
Cellular component (GO): NADPH oxidase complex
Molecular function (GO): superoxide-generating NADPH oxidase activator activity; protein binding
Source: RefSeq, a predicted model, not a curated record